GUUGCCUGUCGCUGCUCCAGAAAGGACGGGAUGCACGCGCCGUGGACGCCGCUGAUAUUUCGGGGGCGGCUGCUGCUUCUACUUACCGUUUUUUACCCAGCUGUUUUAGCGGCCAACCGAUGCGAACUCAAGGGCUGCCCCGAGCAGAAGCCGGGCUACAUCAACGUGCACGUGCUUAGUCACAGCCACAACGACGCUGGAUGGUAUUGGAUAUUGGACACCAUGUACGGCACAGUGCAAACGAUCUACACAGGCACUACGGCAGCGCUGUGGAACAAGCCCAGCCGACGGUACGUGUCAGCAGAGAACGUGUUCUUUUCACGCUGGUGGAACGAGCAGUCAGCCGAAGUGCAAACACAGGUUCGAAGUAUGGUGCAGUCAGGACGACUCCAGUUCGUUGGCGGCGGAUGGGUCCAAAACGACGAGGCGGUGACCCACUACACGGCCAUCAUCGACCAGAUGACGCUGGGACUGCGCUUCCUCAACGACACGUUCGGACCCGACUGCGGCGUGCCCAGCGUAGCCUGGCAGGCCGACCCUUUUGGGCACAGCAUCGCGCAGGCGGCCCUUUUCGCCAGGAUGGGCUUCAGCAGCGCCAUGAUCGGCCGCAUAUCGUGGGACACCAAGAAAAAGUUGCAGGCGGCACGUUCCAUGGAGUUUGUCUGGGAGGCCGACAGCCGUCAACAGGGAAAGUGUCUGAUUUUGUCCAUAUAG
This is a messenger RNA of Dermacentor silvarum, 714 nucleotides long. RefSeq names its product lysosomal alpha-mannosidase-like. Bases 31 to 714 code for a protein of 227 amino acids. The transcript is spliced from 5 exons. The record is from RefSeq and is a predicted model, not a curated record. Lineage: Eukaryota; Metazoa; Arthropoda; Arachnida; Ixodida; Ixodidae. Gene Ontology annotation, biological process: mannose metabolic process. Gene Ontology annotation, cellular component: lysosome. Gene Ontology annotation, molecular function: alpha-mannosidase activity.